AUGGAGAUUGGCGAAUUUGCUCAAAAAUAUUCUUAUCAUAUCCCUCAUCUGCACGAAACAUGGGAUGAGUUGAAUGAUUCUGGUAAAAAUUCAAGACAUAAAAAACUAUGUCAUAACUUAAAGAUGCCAGAAGUGAAGUACAUUGUGUACAAUCACGUAAUGGAAACAUUAUUUUCCUCUGGUCCGACAACUAUUACCGCUGAAAACAUAGCAAGCUCGUUAAAUGAGCAAAUGAAAGCAAGGGUUUGUCUGUCCCUAAACCCUUUAAUGUUACAAAUAAGAAACAGAUUAUCUGCUACCUCCUUAAUCAGGGAUGUAUUGAACAAAGCUCCCUUUGACAUACUACCGGCUUUGAGGUAUAUACUUGAGAACUACGAGUCAACAAUUGCCAAAAAUCAGCAAUCACAAAUAGAAGUGGCCCAGCAAGAGCAACAAUCCGUAGAAGCAGUAGUGCCAUUAAUCCAGCAAAGGAGAAGACCAAAGAAGAAAAAGAAGAAGGAGCCAAAACAGCGUAAUUCAUCAACAGAGAACAACAACAGCAAGAACGAAUUGCAACCACCAAAAUUUCAACCACCAAGGCUAUUCAGUUUAUUUCCUAAUCCAGGUUUUAAAUGGCGUUUUAUAAAAGUAGAUGACCAAAACAUAGCUGGUAUUUUUGGAAGAGGUAGUCCAAAAAAACCUGAAGAGACGGUGUUUAACUUUACUCAAAGAUGCUUCUAUGAUAAUUUUGAUUUUAAAAUAAUUGAUACAGGCAAUGAUUUCACUAGUGAAGAGGUUGAUCGUUACUUUCAUCCUUGCACUGUCGAUCCAAAUAGGUCUGAUGUCUUUGUAUCCUAUCAUGGUAAAAAUGACUUGAGGCGUUUGUCGACUGCCGAGUAUUACAACAUGAAUGGCACUGUCAACCGACAAAAACUAGAGCAAGAUAGAAAGAAAAGGUUGAAUAUAGAGCAGAUUGAAACCCACUUUCCCUCACCCAAAACUGCAAAACUCCAACAUUAUACAGAAUAUGUUAUGUAUGCUCUUCAACAUUUUCGAGCGUUAGUAAAUUUUUACGGCUUUAACACUGCUAAAAUCAAAUGGUGCAACUACAAAGGCUCUCAACAAGCAAUCGAAAAUGCAGUCAACAUUCUCAUUAAUGGCACAAAAAAAUAUAUAACAAAAGAAAAAGAAAGAACACCAAAAAGAAUAAGCGGAAGAGACGCAAGACAUCAAGCACACAUAAGGAAAAGUUUGAAGAAGGUGAUCAAAGUAAAAUGCCAUUGA
Gilbertella persicaria is the source of this 1263-nucleotide messenger RNA. RefSeq lists its product as uncharacterized. The record is from RefSeq and is a predicted model, not a curated record. NCBI's taxonomy places the organism in Eukaryota, Fungi, Mucoromycota, Mucoromycetes, Mucorales, Choanephoraceae. The transcript has 5 exons. The coding region runs from base 1 to 1263 and encodes 420 amino acids.